Molecule: messenger RNA, 370 nt
Organism: Leptinotarsa decemlineata (Colorado potato beetle)
Lineage: Eukaryota; Metazoa; Arthropoda; Insecta; Coleoptera; Chrysomelidae
Gene: CLIP-190
Product: Cytoplasmic linker protein 190
Biological process (GO): cytoplasmic microtubule organization
Cellular component (GO): nucleus; microtubule plus-end; cell cortex
Molecular function (GO): microtubule plus-end binding
Source: RefSeq, a predicted model, not a curated record
AAUAAUCAUGUUUUUCAUUUCUUUCAGUCUUGGUUUCAAACCACAAUUCAGACAACCUGCGCCAAGAAUGUACUGUGAUAUCUGUGAGGAGUUCGAUCUUCACGAAACUGAAGAUUGUCCCACCCAAGGUGAUGAUGAAAUGAUUAGUGAUGUACACGUAGUUAAAGAACCAAAAGAAAAACCUCCGCCAAGACCUUAUUGUGACACGUGUGGUGUUUUUGGGCAUAGUACAGAAGAUUGUGCAGAGCAGGAAUAUUGAGCGUUUCUUGUAAAUACAUUACCUAUUUAUUUUAGAAACAAAAUGUUAUUUAUUUUAACGUUUUUGUUAUAUAGUGAUUGUACUUUGAAGAAAAAUAUAUUUUACUAUGCA